Tetrapisispora phaffii CBS 4417 is the source of this 1995-nucleotide messenger RNA. It is a transcript of the gene YBP1, whose product is annotated as Ybp1p. Gene Ontology annotation, cellular component: cytoplasm. Bases 1 to 1995 code for a protein of 664 amino acids. Gene Ontology annotation, biological process: cellular response to oxidative stress. NCBI's taxonomy places the organism in Eukaryota, Fungi, Ascomycota, Saccharomycetes, Saccharomycetales, Saccharomycetaceae. The record is from RefSeq and is a predicted model, not a curated record. The transcript has a single exon.
AUGUUGGAGGAUUUAAAAACCAUCAAUGAGCUAGUUAUUCAGUCCUUUUCGCAAGCAGGUGAAGAUGCUAUUUCUAUUAUUACAACAAUCGAUAUCAGUUGUGAAGAAGUUAAUUUAAAUGGUACUAGAGAACAAAAAGAGGAGUUUCUUUCGAUGCUUUUGGGGCAACUCCAAGCUCACCCUGAAAUUGUUGCAAAAAUUGCUUGGGAUUUACCAGAUAUGUUAUUUCAAUUCUUGAAUUCUUCUAAUAUCAAUAUAGAAAAUGCAUUACAGCAAAGUUCAAUUAUCAGAAUUAUCAUGAAAUCCUUUAAUGAAAUAGCAAUGAAUGGAAGUCCCAAAGAAUGUUUUUUGACAGCUUGUGAUAUGGUAUCAAAUCUAAAAGUUUUAGAAUUUUAUAUCCAUAAUGAUACAAAUUCAGAUACCACACCUGAAUCUGGUAAAGAUACCAUUCCCUUAAACCAGAUACCAUUGGAAAGAAAUCCGAAUGAAUUUUUCUUUGGGUUACAACUACAUAUUAUUUUUGAGUUAUUAAGUACGUCAAUGAGACGUAUAAGCACUCUAUACCCAUCCAAAUAUUUAGGUAUGGCUGCAGCAUCUAUUUUGAAAUUUGUUGAUAAUAAUGUUGCGAAUGUUGACAAUAUGGUAAUCAUUUUACGUCGUAUCUUCACUUUAGUAAGAGGCUAUACUCAAAAUGACAUUCCAAAAGAUUUAAAAGAAAAUAAAAAUAUCAAGAAGUCUGAAUUAAAUUUAAUAGCUGAGCAGGAAACUGUUAUACAAGGAAAACUACUAAGAAGUUUGAUUACUACUUCACUUGAAAAAUGUUUGUCCACAUUUAAUUUAUCAGUCGACUCUAUAGUUUUUAACUCACUAGCACAUAAACCAACCAACUUUAGCGAGUAUUAUAUUGCUAUGUUUGAUAUGAUAUCCAGAAUUUAUCAUAUCGUUUUGUCUUUUGAUAUCGAUCUCGAAGACGAAUUGAAAAAAUACAUGAAAGAAUCUAAUUCUAUUUACAAAAGUUUGCCAAAAGAUUCUGACAUUUCUAGUGAAACAGCAAAAGAUAAAAUAUACAAAGCUGUAUAUAAGUUAUCUUACACGUACCAACUACAGAAAGUCUCUAAACAAACAGAAUUAUCAAUUGACGAGUUGGGUGUCUUUAUCUUAACUGGUUUUCAUUAUAGAGAGACUGGAAGCCAUUUACUAACUGAUAUCAACAUCGUUGAUGCUAUUUACACAUAUAUUAGAAUAUCAACCAUUCCUUUACACUGUAAAGGGUUCAAGAAUGAAUCUGCAGAAAGUGUUUCAAGAUAUUGGUUGUGGGUUGUACUUUCAAAUACAUCCACAGAUAAGAUACAAAAAGAUCUAGAAGCGGUUCCUAGCUAUGUAUUGAACGUGUUUUUUGAAAUGGUGCUAUCUGCCACUGUUGUAACUGUGAACAGCGAUAAUAGACUUCUAGGGUUUACUUUACUCACACGUAUCUUAUGUUUAGUGAAAGAAGAAAUUACUUUUAAGUUUAUGAUUCAUAUAUUAGAGUCAGACAGGGAUAAUUCAUCCAAAUCGUGUAUAUUAGGUAUAAUGAAGGAUUUGAUGACUAGAACAUACAUUUGCCCAACCAGUAAAGAAAUUGACACUGAUGAACUUGAUAAAAAAAUAUCGAACUUGGAUAUAGAAGAAAAAGAAGAAAAAGAAAGUUGUGUUUCUGAGUCUCCUUCAAAAAGAUAUUAUUUAUCAUGUUCAGAGAGUAGAAUAAAAUGCAUUCAUAAUGCAUGCGUGGUUCAAGUUUCAAAAGUCAUUUCAAAUCCUGAAAACGUUUCCGAUUCUCUUUUAUUGUUGAAUUAUUUGAGAUUUUUUAUUAACGUAGCAGAACAAUGGGACCAAAACGUUCUAAAAGAGUUACAUGAAUUAAUUCAGACACAAAUUGUUAAAAUUGAAAAACAAAAUGUGGAAAUCAAAUCAAUAAUAGAUGCAAAUAAUUCGAUCAAGGAAAAGCUUCACUAA